Molecule: messenger RNA, 4615 nt
Organism: Dinoponera quadriceps
Lineage: Eukaryota; Metazoa; Arthropoda; Insecta; Hymenoptera; Formicidae
Gene: Past1
Product: EH domain-containing protein 3
Exons: 7
Coding region: 775-2379 (534 amino acids)
Biological process (GO): endosomal transport; endocytosis
Cellular component (GO): plasma membrane; cytoplasm
Molecular function (GO): protein binding; calcium ion binding; GTP binding
Source: RefSeq, a predicted model, not a curated record
CAACCGUCCGCAGUCGCCGCAAGUGACAGUGCGUGUGCGUGCGCGCGUCUAAGGAAGGGGUGUUCUCCGGGUGCAGCGAUAUAUCGGUUCUCUAUUCAUCGGUGACUUCGCCUCGGUAUCGCUCUAUCGAGUGCUCUCUGGAAUUACUUGCGCGUCACAGCGCAGCACAGCGUUUCUCUCGUCAGUUUGCGUCAUCGUUGAGGCGAUCGUGGCAGCAAAUCGAAUAGCCGCUCCGCUCGAGUAGCCAUCGUCACCAUAUAACCAGCACCACCACCACCACGUCCUCCGGAAGUCCGCGUGAUCGGUUGAUGCGUCACGUCAGCGGCGGAUCAUCUCGUCGUCUUCGCGCUACACACCUUCGUCGCCUUCCGGAUUAAUUUCAUCCAUCGAGCUCCAUCACAGGCGCAUCCAUUCAGCCUUGACUGUGGUGGAUUCGAACAAAGGUCGGUGUUCUUACAAUCGCCUUGAAGUCGAAAUGCUGACGCAUCAAGUAUCGUUGCCUUGGGAAUUUCACAAACGCGUGUCUCGGGAGAAAUAUCAUUGAUUAAAUUAACGUGGAAGAAAGGUCUCCUUCCUUUUGACAGUGUUGUACGGUUAGGUUGUCAAAUUUCCUGGAAUUCUUCCAGGCGGGAUCGUGACAUUUCUUGAGCCACCUGCAAGGAGCUUGUUCGCGAGAAUGCGAACGUAGAAAAUUCAAAGUGAAGAGCGAACUGAGCAAAGUGGUUAACUCUACUUAACCUCUUCUGACCGAACCAAGAACAAAAAAACGCUAAUAUGUUCAGCUGGUUGAGUCGUGAGGAAAAUGGCAAACAAGACCUCUUUGAAAAUGUUACCGAUGGACUCAAGAGGAUAUACAAGUCCAAAUUGUUGCCAUUGGAACAAUACUAUCAGUUCCAUGAUUUUCACUCGCCGCAAUUGGACGACCCAGACUUUGAUGCAAAGCCUAUGAUCCUCCUGGUGGGUCAAUAUUCCACCGGCAAAACCACAUUUAUCAAGUAUCUAUUAGAGAGGGAGUUUCCUGGCAUCAGAAUUGGACCGGAACCUACUACGGAUCGAUUUAUAGCUGUUAUGUACGAUGAAAAAGAAGGCGUCAUUCCCGGGAAUGCCUUGGUCGUAGAUCCGAACAAGCAGUUCAGGCCACUCUCGAAAUUCGGCAAUGCAUUUUUGAAUAGAUUUCAAUGUUCGACAGUGGCAUCUCCUGUUUUAAAGGGCAUAUCUAUAGUAGAUACACCGGGUAUAUUAUCGGGCGAGAAACAACGAGUUGACAGAGGAUACGAUUUCACUGGUGUUCUAGAGUGGUUUGCCGAGCGCGUAGAUAGAAUUAUAUUGUUGUUUGAUGCUCACAAACUCGAUAUAUCGGACGAGUUUCGUAGAUCUAUCGAGGCCUUACGCGGACAUGAUGAUAAAAUUAGAAUCGUUCUUAAUAAAGCUGAUAUGAUAGAUCAUCAGCAGCUCAUGAGAGUAUAUGGUGCAUUGAUGUGGUCAUUGGGAAAGGUGUUGCAAACUCCCGAGGUGGCCAGGGUUUACAUCGGCUCAUUUUGGGAUCAGCCACUGAGAUACGAUGUUAAUAGAAGAUUGUUCGAGGAUGAAGAACAGGAUUUAUUCAGAGACAUGCAAUCGCUACCAAAAAAUGCAGCGCUAAGAAAACUCAACGACUUGAUUAAACGAGCGCGUUUGGCGAAGGUGCACGCAUACAUAAUAAGCGCGUUACGGAAAGACAUGCCGAGUGUAUUUGGCAAAGAUACCAAGAAGAAAGAACUGAUAAAAAAUUUAGGCCAGAUUUACGAUCAAAUCCAGAGAGAACAACAAAUUUCACCGGGUGAUUUCCCAGAUCUGAAGAAAAUGCAAGAGUGCUUGGCGCACCACGAUUUUAGUAAAUUUAAUCCCCUAAAACCCAAAUUAUUGGAAGUGGUGGACAAGAUGCUCGCCGAAGACAUCGCAAGGCUCAUGGCUAUGAUACCACACGAAGAAGUUACCAAAAUUUCGGAACCGCUUAUCAAAGGUGGUGCAUUUGAAGGAGUAGAAGAUCAAGUUAGUCCGUUCGGAUACAAAAGAGGGGAAGGAAUUGAUGCAGGAGCUGGUGAACCAGAAUGGAUCGUCAAUAAGGAGAGAUACAAGUACGACAGCAUCUUUGAUUCACUUGGACCACAAGACGGGAAAAUCACAGGAGCUGCGGCCAAAUCGGAAAUGGUCAAAUCCAAGUUGCCAAACAGCGUGCUCGGAAAGAUUUGGAAACUUUCCGACAUUAAUAAAGAUGGAUUCUUAGACUCGGACGAAUUCGCCUUAGCUAUGCAUCUGAUUAAUGUAAAGCUUGAAGGUUACGACCUUCCGGCCGAACUGCCAGACCAUUUGAUUCCACCAUCGAAACGCGACAUAUAAUAUACAAUUUUCGUAUCGUAAUUUAUUAUAUGUUUCACAAAACUCUGGUUAUAAGUGUCCCAAGAUCCGCAAAGAGAGGAAAAUUCACACAAAUUGUACCCUUACAAUUUCAGCUGUAAUAUAUAUGUACACUAUUAUUUCGACCAAGGCCGGGGGGCAUAUAACUUGCAAUUUUUUUUUAUAAACAUCACACAUACAUACACACACUGUAGGAUCGUUGGCCCUAUACGAAUAGAAUGAAUGUAAUAGGAUAUAUUAUUCUAUGAUGUGACAAGAACAGGGGGAUUAUUCUCAAACAAUAUUUCUUCGAAAUAUUUGUGAGAAUUACAUACUAUACGCAUAAUAUGCGAUGUUUAGUCGCACACUUAUUUUUUAAAAUAUCAAGUAAUUAAAUCGGUAUAAUCGAAACUUUGGCCUUGAUACCAUAUUUAUGCUUUACUUGACUUCAUAAUAUUGAAUUAUACGGAAUGUCGCGUUGAACAUUGAGUAAGAGACUGCAUUAAGAUAUACUAAAACAAAUAAUCUUAAAGAACAUUAUACGGAAUAUUUCUAAGAUGUUCGAUCAAAGACUUGAAAAACGCGUAGGAUCAAGUAGAUUCGUGCAAAUUUAAAAUACCCGAAAAAAAAGUAAAAGUAUAUUUCACUGCUGAGGAAUAUAUAUACCAGUAAGAGCCUGUUACAUGCUUAGAAUAAAUUAAAAUAUGUUUCUACGGUUGCGGAAAUUUCCUCGCGGAACAUUCUGUCUAUAAAGAUAUAAAAGGAUCGAAAAGUUUGAAAUAUGUAAAAAGGUAAAAGACUGGAUCAAAAACAAGUAGAUUUUAUAUAUUCUAAAGGAAACGACAAAUAUAAACUCUAAAAAAUUAUUUUUUCAUUAAGGAAUUAAUUAGAGAAAUCAAUCUAAUUUUAUAUAACAACGAGAGAAUCUUUUGUCUUUUUAUACAGUUCUUGACCAACGCGAUCAAAAUAUACUUGAAACAUUUUUCAGUGACGGAAAUUCUCUCUCUCUCUCUCUCUCUCUCUCUCUCGCUCACUCUCUUCUCGCUGUAUUAUUUAUAUCUGUAAAGAGAGCGAUAUAUAUUAUUUUCAAUAGAAAUUUUAAAGCUAUCCAUUCGAACCAACUCGGUAACUAAUGUUUGUUGCGUAUACUUAUAUCGUGCAAUCCUGCUAGAUUUGUAACUAUUAGAUUCCUUUUUUGCGACACCGACCAAAGAUAGAUGAGGUUAGAAUUAUACGUGCAACAUCAUAAAACUUUUAAGAGGUCGUACUUGUAUAUUGUGUAUUAAUUGGUAAAUCUCUACUUAUAAAAAUGUUGAUAUUAAAAAGUGGCUUUUCUUACUUUAUCAAUUAUAAUGUUUAUGUGUGUAUUCCUUAAUCUUCAAGUACACGCACAUUGUAUAAAAAUGAUACUAUUUUGCUCUCAAUUGCAUUUUUCCUAUUUUUAGCACUGCCUUCGCAUGCCGCGAGUUUAUGUGAUAUAAGAAAGUACAUUCAUAUUGAAAGCUCUAUUUGUACACUAUAUAUAUAUAUAUAUAUAUACAUCUCAAAUUCGUAUUGAAAAAUAAUGUAACGUGAAAAUAGCUAGAGUAACGCUAUUUUUGAAACAAAUAACAUGAUAUGGAGCAUGAGAUUUACACGCCAACAGUUUAUAAAAAUACGCAUACACAUUUAUUACGUCUAUAGAAUGUUGUGUUAUUUCCAGUCGAGACACAUUCCAACUUUGAAAAUGAACAAAUUCGUUUCAUUUAAUUUCAGCGUUUUUCAUUAUAUAUUUUCAAUACUGUUGGCAAAGUAAAAAUAUUAUCUCCUUUAUAUAUAAUAAGAGGUUAACGCAAUAUCGUUAUCAAGAAGCUUUGCAAAGCACGGCAUAGCAAGAUAUCUUUGAUAUAAAGUAUUUUCCUUUUAUUCAUUUAUUUAUACUUAUAUAAGUCAUGGAAUCACGAAUUUCGAAAAUCUAUAUGUAAGAAAUGUAAAAAUAUUGUACACACACAUAUACAUUGCAUUUAAAUGUGGCAACACAUACGCGUAAAUAUAACGGUGCGGCAGUUUUUGUGUAGAAUGUAUAUUUGUGUCUAUGUACUCUUGAAUAUUAUUUUUUAGAUAGAAUACACGACAAAUUGCAUUCAUUUAGUUAAAAUGUUAAUACCGUGAUAAACAGCACAGAAACUUAUUUUAAUAACGACAUUAGGAAUUAGUUUAUUUUCAGUUUAUCGUAUGUUAAUAAAUGAAAUUGAAGUUA